AUGUUUUUGACAAAACAUAAUGGCGGUCUUUUGAGUUGCGAAAGUAUAGCCUUUUUAAGCCAGACAACCCCUAAAGUAAAGAUUAACUUAAUAAUGACUUUUUCAAUGAGUGCUAGGUUAUGUUAUCAAAGAUUAUCUACAAACAUGAAGACAACUUUGCCAAUUACCGGCGUCAUAUUUGAUAUGGAUGGAACAUUGACAAUUCCUGUUUUAAAGUUUCAAGAAUUAAGGGAAAGGCUUGGUAUUUCUGACGAUGUUGACAUAUUGGAUUAUGCAAAUAGUGCUCCAGAUUAUGACAAGCCGCGUAUACAUAAAAUUAUAGAAGACUUUGAAGACGAAGGGAAUGAACGACUUCAGUUAAAACCAUCUAUACACGAUCUAUUUUACUUUUUAAAAAGAGAACAGUUAAAAACCGCUCUACUAACUAGAAAUAAUAAAAAGUGUGUCGAUUCAUUUAUUAAAAGAUUUAUACACAGGGACAACAAAGCAAUUUUCUCUGAGGAGAAACAUUUGUUUUCAAAGAUAGUAACCCGCGAUUUUCUUCCUACGAAACCCCAUCCAGCUCCUGUUCACCAUAUUUGUGCAGCUUGGAAGGCACCAGAAGAAACGGUUCUAGUUGUUGGGGAUGACUGGCAUGAUAUUGAGUGUGGGAACCGAGCAGGUCACUGUCCUGAUGACGAAACCUUCCAACACGAACAUUAAAAAUAAAGCAGAUUUUUGUAUUGAUGAUUUGUCAGAACUUGUUACACUGUUGCAGACAAAUUUUACUGUCAAAAAAGAUUGAUUUUGGUAAAAGGUGGAAAGAAUUUAGUUGCUGACAUUAUUCUGUUGGAAUAAUAUACCAAACUACAUUAGAAAAAAAACAUGGAUAUAAAAGCAUCUGUUUUUACCAUGACUCACAACUUAAACUGGAUCACAACAUAUCAAACGUUUUUACCUUUAUUUCUAAUAGAAUUCUAUGAACAUUUGAAAUAACUAAAGUUUUUUUUUAAUUUGACCACAAGUACUUAAAUUAUUAUAUUAUUAUUUGCAAAUGAAAUCAAUUUUACCAUCUUUUGUUAAGUUAUAUAAUUUAUACUUGGUGGUAUAUUUAUUAACAAAUAGACGUUUCUUUAUGAGCAUCAGGUAAAUUUGCACUGACCUCAAUAGUUCU
Hydractinia symbiolongicarpus is the source of this 1153-nucleotide messenger RNA. RefSeq lists its product as uncharacterized. Bases 1 to 702 code for a protein of 233 amino acids. The record is from RefSeq and is a predicted model, not a curated record. The transcript is spliced from 3 exons. Lineage: Eukaryota; Metazoa; Cnidaria; Hydrozoa; Anthoathecata; Hydractiniidae.